AUGGUGACAGAAGCCAUGAAAGCCAAGGCAGAGGUGUACCAUGGAGACAAGACAUGCAGAGAGAAAUUUGGUUCGCUUUUGUCCGAAAUCGGUUUACCAAACCGGCUCCUUAGUAACCAGGAGAUCGAAGAAUGUGGUUACGUAAAGGACACGGGUUUCGUGUGGUUAAAGCACAAGAAGAAGAAAGAAGAGAAAAAGAGAUAUCAAGAAGUGUUCAGAUUCGAUAACGUUGUGGUAUGUUUCGAAGAUGAAGUCACCGCGUAUUUUGAACCAAACAAGAUCAAGAAACUCACUGGGGUUAAGGCCAAGGAGUUCGUGGUCUGGAUCUCGCUCGGUGAAAUUCAUGUAAACCGUUCCUCUGGUUUGAUUACUUUCAAGACACAGGUCGGUUUAUUGUCUAAGUCGUUGCCUUUGUCACUGUUUGAAGACAUUCAAGUUGUUCAUGACGUCAAGGAGAAGCCAAAAAAGGUUCAACAAAAAUCCAACAAUACAAACUAUUUGUACUAAAGGAAACAGAAGAAACUAG
This is a messenger RNA of Eutrema salsugineum, 526 nucleotides long. RefSeq lists its product as uncharacterized. The transcript has a single exon. Bases 1 to 507 code for a protein of 168 amino acids. The record is from RefSeq and is a predicted model, not a curated record. Lineage: Eukaryota; Viridiplantae; Streptophyta; Magnoliopsida; Brassicales; Brassicaceae.